UGGCUGUAACGGCAAGACCAGCCUGUAGGUGCCGAAUAGUGGGCGAGGUCUUUUCUGCAAGGCGCUCACCUCAAAAUCGAGCUACUGACCGAAUCACCACCACCAAACCAAGUCCGCUUCAUCAAACGACGCACCCAUCACACUGCUUCAAUUGCGUGCGGUAGUCGCCAGCCAAUUGAUCCGUGUGAAUCUGUACUUUCUUCACUUUGUUUCGCGCCGAGCUUAAGUGUCCGCCACCAUGAGUUUCGUCGCUCGUCGGGGUCUUUCAACCCUCAUCCCCCCCAAGGUCGCCUCGCCUAGCGCUAUCGGUGCUGCCCCCGAUGCUGUCCGUAUGAAGCGGGUGGUCAGCUUCUACGAGAAGCUACCGCGAGGCCCUGCUCCUGAUAUCAAGCCAACAGGCCUCUUUGGCCGAUACCAGGCCAAACACUUCGGCAAAAACCCAACCGCAAAGCCCAUUAUCCAUGCCAUUGCUCUUAUUCUGGUAGUGGGAUACCCCAUGACCUAUUACUUCCAUCUCCGCCACCACAAGAACAACGCACACUAGAUUUCGAGCAAGGAAUACAAGGGUACAAGCAUGGCAUUGUAUAUAAGAUGAUUGGCGCCACAUUGUAGGUUGCCGUGUAUUAGCAAAGCGGGAAGACCCUUAAGAUAUCAUCAUCUCAAAAUUGAUUCCUUUUGUUCCGGUCUAUACUAGCUAUCGAGCCCUCCAACUUGGUUCCAUCUAGAUCUAGCUUGAAGAUACUGGUCGCAUUACCUCUGCAUUUUUGGGAUAUGCUGACUACAGUCAUCCAUUCUGGAUUCCCAUGUCUUGCCUGCGUUGCUAUUAUUAUAUAGAUCUGUUGAUUUUGACUAUGGCCACUCUCUACCAGUUUUAAGUAAAACGAACAAACGCAAGUGUACCGCAUGUCUCACGUUAUGUGUGCUACAUAGGUAUAACUGUACCCAAUUGGCUGUAUGCUGUAUGACUCAAAGGUGCCUAAAGUACAUACAAUAAAAUACCUGAAGUGUACAUAUAAUCACCUCCACGAUUACAUAUGUACCAAGAGGAUCUAAUACCUAAGUGAUUGUACUGGGAUGACUCAUAAGUAAUCGCAU
Molecule: messenger RNA, 1095 nt
Organism: Xylaria bambusicola
Lineage: Eukaryota; Fungi; Ascomycota; Sordariomycetes; Xylariales; Xylariaceae
Product: mitochondrial F1-F0 ATP synthase subunit F of fungi-domain-containing protein
Exons: 5
Coding region: 239-544 (101 amino acids)
Biological process (GO): proton motive force-driven ATP synthesis
Source: RefSeq, a predicted model, not a curated record